Messenger RNA from Heterostelium album PN500, 1083 nucleotides. RefSeq names its product ethanolamine kinase B (gene etnkB). The transcript is spliced from 4 exons. The record is from RefSeq and is a predicted model, not a curated record. Lineage: Eukaryota; Evosea; Eumycetozoa; Acytosteliales; Acytosteliaceae. The coding region runs from base 1 to 1083 and encodes 360 amino acids. Gene Ontology annotation, molecular function: ethanolamine kinase activity; choline kinase activity. Gene Ontology annotation, cellular component: cytoplasm. Gene Ontology annotation, biological process: phosphatidylcholine biosynthetic process; phosphatidylethanolamine biosynthetic process.
AUGAACAGCAUUGAAGAAUUAGUAAUUCCAUCAACCAAUCUACCAACAUUAAAGGGUGGACCAACUCAUGUUACACAUGAAGUUGUGCAUCCAGCCGAAACAGAAGAGGAAAAUGCCACCUACAACCAAUUGAUGAGUGUAAUUAAAGAGUUGGUUGAUGAGGAUUUUGAUAUAAAUGAUAUUACAUUUAAGCCAAUGACUGGUGGUGUUACAAAUACCUUAUUUAAAUGUUCAUUUGUAAAUAAUCAAGGACAAAAGAAAACAAUUAUUAUUAGAUUAUAUGGAAAAGGAAGUGAGAAUUUCAUCGAUAGAAAAGCUGAAUCCUAUAUCCAAUUUUUAUUGAGUGGCAAUGGUGUCGGUCCAAAGUUUUAUGGAACCUUCAAGAAUGGAUGUAUCUAUGGUUUUGUUGAAGGCGAUCAGUUGGAGUUGGUCGAUCUCGACAAUCCUAAUAUCUUACAACUCAUUGCACAAGAAACUAGAAAGUGGCAUUCAUUGGAUUUGAAUCUCAAGAAACAACCAUCACUCUUGAUCUAUUUGAACACAUGGAUUGAGAAUGUCAAGACUUUAUUAAAGACCGAAAAAGUAGAUAUCAACGUAGACUAUUACAUCAAAGAAACCGAAGAAUUUGUUAAAUUUAUCACCACCAAAUAUAAACAUCCGAGACACAUUAAUUUCUGUCAUAACGAUCUUAUUCCUAGAAAUAUGAUUUAUAAUAGUGGAAAUGAUGUUGUAAAAUAUAUUGAUUUCGAAUAUUCUGGAUAUAAUUAUAGAGGUUUCGAUAUUGGUAAUUUCUUUUGUGAAUUCUCUGGUUUGGAUUUAGAUUAUACUAGAUAUCCAAAGAUGAAUGUGCAAAAGGAAUUUAUUAAUUAUUAUUUAUCUGCAAAUGGUGAUCAACCUACCGAAGAGGAAAUUCACGAACUCUAUAUCGAAGCAAAUCAUUUCACACUUGGUUCUCACUUGAUGUGGGGAUUCUGGGGAAUCGUUCAAAACUUCAACUCUACCAUCGAAUUUGAUUAUAUUGGUUAUGCACUCAAGAGAUUCCAACAAUAUGAUCUUGUAAAGAAGAAGGUUUACAAUCUUUAA